Kogia breviceps (pygmy sperm whale) is the source of this 1694-nucleotide messenger RNA. The record is from RefSeq and is a predicted model, not a curated record. NCBI's taxonomy places the organism in Eukaryota, Metazoa, Chordata, Mammalia, Artiodactyla, Physeteridae.
AACCAGCAGAGGCUUGUGGGAAGGAGCUGCUGAAGGAUUCUGGGCUCUCCUUGUGUCUGAGGCGCCCAAGGAUUCGAAAUGCUCACGCCAGCCUGCAUUCAGCUUUUAAGGAUUCAUUACAAUUUUAGCUGUUUUCUUUUCAUGGCUACUUCGACGGCAGCCACCUACCGACUCCUUCAAAGGGUAGAACAGACUGUGUGUUUUCUCUCUCCGUGGAAGGGGUUGCAAUUCCGUCUCUCUGGUUGUUUUGCCGUCUUAGCUCUCUGUUAUCAAGCCUAUCAGUUACUGGUCAACAUCCUCCCAAGAACAAGCAUCCAAAGGAGCCGGGAGAGAACAGAAUCAAGCCUGCCAACAAAAAGGUGAAACCCAAAAUUCCUAAAAUAAAAGACAGGGACUCCGCUGAUUCAACACCAAAGACCCAGUCUAUAAUGAUGCAAAUGAUGGAUAAAGGUCGCUUUCAGAAACCUGCUGCAACCCUGAGUCUGAUGGCAGGGCAAACUCUAGAGCUUCGAUGUAAAGGGAAUAAAAUCAGAUGGAGCUAUCCUGCAUACCUUGACACCUUUAAGGACACCCGCCUCAGUGUGAAACAGCACGAGCGCUACGGCCAGCUGACCCUGGUCAACUCCACCGCGGCCGACACGGGUGAAUUCAGCUGCUGGGGGCAGCUCUGCGACGGCUACAUCUGCAGGAGGGACGAGGCCAAAACGGGCUCCACCUACAUCAUUUUCACAGAGAAAGGAGAACUCUUUGUACCUUCUCCCAGUUACUUUGACGUCGUCUACUUGAACCCGGACAGACAGGCUGUGGUUCCUUGUCGAGUGACUGUCCUGUCGGCCAAAGUCACGCUCCACAGGGAGUUCCCGGCCAAGGAGAUCCGGGCCAACGGAACAGACAUCGUUUACGAUAUGAAGAGAGGCUUUGUGUAUCUGCAGCCUCAGCCUGACCACCAGGGGGCGGUCUACUGCAAGGCGGAGGCCGGGGGCAAGUCUCAGAUCUCGGCCAAGUACCAGCUGCUCUAUGCAGAAGUUCCCAGUGGUCCUCCAUCAACAACCAUCUUGGCAUCUGCGAACAAAGUGAAGGGUGGGGAUGACAUCAGCGUCCUCUGCACGGUCCUCGGGGAGCCAGAUGUGGAGGUGGAAUUCAGGUGGAUCUACCCAGGGCAGAAGGAGCUCGUAUUCAUUUACACGGAUGAAAGGCCGGUGACGAUUCAAGACACUUGGCGGCUGAUCCACAGAGGACUGGGCCACACCACGAGGAUCUCCCAGAGCGUCCUGAUCGUCGAAGACUUUGAGCUGACCGACGCAGGUUAUUACAUUUGCACCGCUCAGAACCUCCGAGGACAGACCUCGGUAGCUACCGCUGUGGAGUUUUCCCGGCUUGGAAGAUGAAGUAAAAAUGAAUUGAUGGAAAGCCCACUGGUGUACACAACCCGCCCCAGGGUUCUUUUGACUAGUGCUUUGCCGGAGGCUGACGUCAAGCGCCAAACCCCAGGCCCUGCCUUGUGAGUCAGACCCAGACCUCCAAACUGAAAGGAAGUCACCGGGUCUAAUGAUAGAAGUGUUAAUUCUAACAGAAAGCAUGUAUUCUGACUGCUGACCUACGUAUAUGGGUUUCUAGUGUUUAUACUAAGAAGGCAUAUAUGUAAACAACUUUAUAUAAUCAUUUCUAUUAAACGAGCAAGCUUUUGUAAAAAA